Messenger RNA from Lycium ferocissimum, 624 nucleotides. Its product is annotated as LOB domain-containing protein 21-like. Lineage: Eukaryota; Viridiplantae; Streptophyta; Magnoliopsida; Solanales; Solanaceae. The record is from RefSeq and is a predicted model, not a curated record.
ACAGAAAUAAGUAUCUAUUAAGUUAAGAUAUGCUUUGGCCUAUAAAUAGGAAGAGCCAAAACAGUGUUAGAGUGAAGUUUAAAGAGAGAAAGAGGAAGGCAUGAAGAGUCACGAGCCACGUUCAAGCUCUUCUUGUGCAGCUUGCAAGUUCUUAAAGAGAAGGUGCAUUCCAAACUGUCAAUUUGCUCCAUACUUAUCCAACGAGCCCAAGAAAUUCGCCAACGUUCACAAGGUGUUUGGGGCUAGUAAGGUGAGCAAGAUCCUUAACGAAGUACCCGAGGAGCAACGAGAAGAUACCGUUCAUUCUCUCGUUUAUGAGGCUGAGGUGAGGCUGAGGGACCCUGUUUACGGUUGCAUUGGUGCCAUAGCUUCAUUACAGCGGAAGAUGGUGGAGCUACAACAUGAUCUGAUGCUUGUUCGAACUCGCCUUGCUUAUUGUGCUGCUAACCAAAACAUUGCCACUAAUAGUUAUGACCCUUUCAAUCCCAACAUGCCUUGCGAUUUUCUGGACGUUCCUGUCUCCAAUAAGUACUUGGAUAGCUAUGCUCAAAGCUCCUUUAGCAUGGACCAUGGUGGAUCUACUAAUGAAUUUGGCCAAGUUCCAUUUCCUUGAUCACUACCCCA